This is a messenger RNA of Cuculus canorus (common cuckoo), 1633 nucleotides long. It is a transcript of the gene SHOX2, whose product is annotated as short stature homeobox 2. The transcript has 4 exons. Gene Ontology annotation, cellular component: nucleus. Gene Ontology annotation, molecular function: sequence-specific double-stranded DNA binding; DNA-binding transcription factor activity, RNA polymerase II-specific. The record is from RefSeq and is a predicted model, not a curated record. NCBI's taxonomy places the organism in Eukaryota, Metazoa, Chordata, Aves, Cuculiformes, Cuculidae. Gene Ontology annotation, biological process: regulation of transcription by RNA polymerase II. Bases 349 to 1320 code for a protein of 323 amino acids.
CCGCUCCGCGCUCGCCCGGGACCUCGCAGACGGGCCCGCGUCUUAAUUAAAUUAAUUAGGGCGCAGCGGGGCCGUCCGGGCGGGCGGCGCCCUGUCCGCAGAGCCCCGCGGCGGGCGGCGCGGCCGGGCGGCGGCGAAGGGCUGCGUUCAGAGCUCCGAGGGGAGGUAAUUCGCCGGGAACAAGGGGCAGGCUUUGCAAAGUAUAAAUAGUGCCACUUCAAUCGAGGCGUCGCUAUCAGACCCCGAGAGCCCCUGCACGUCGGGCGGCACGGCUCGGGGCGCCGGUACCCCGCCACCCCGCCCCGUGGAUGCGGGGAGCCGGGGCAGCGGGGCCCCCGAGCCGCGGCCAUGGAGGAGCUGACGGCGUUCGUUUCCAAGUCGUUUGAUCCCAAAACGAAGGAGAAGAAGGAGCUCAUCACCUACCGCGAGGUGCUGGAGAGCGGGCCCCUGCGAGGAGGCGGAGGACAGCGGGAGAACGGCGGAACGGCGGCAGAACCGGGGCGCGACGAGGCGGGCAGCCCCGCGGCGCGGGCGGGCGGCGGGCGGUCCCCGCCCCGGGAGCCCGACGCCGAGAGAGCCGCCGAGGCGGCCACCCCCAAGCUCAGCGACGUCUCCCCAGAGCUGAAGGACCGCAAGGAGGAUGCGAAAGCGAUGGAGGACGAAGGGCAGACAAAAAUCAAGCAGAGGAGGAGCCGGACGAAUUUCACCCUGGAGCAGCUGAACGAGCUGGAAAGGCUUUUCGACGAGACCCACUACCCGGACGCCUUCAUGCGGGAGGAGCUGAGCCAGCGGCUGGGGCUCUCCGAGGCCAGGGUGCAGGUUUGGUUCCAAAACCGAAGAGCCAAAUGCCGAAAGCAAGAAAACCAACUCCACAAAGGGGUGCUGAUCGGCGCCGCCAGCCAGUUCGAAGCCUGCCGAGUGGCCCCGUACGUGAACGUGGGAGCGCUGAGGAUGCCCUUCCAGCAGGCAAGUGCCCGGUGGGCCGCGGGGGUGGGGGUGGGGGGGGGCGGGCGGGGGGUUGCCCCGCUCGCCGGGUGGGUCGGUGCCAGCGCCGCCCUUGUCGCGCAGGUUCAGGCGCAGCUGCAGCUGGACAGCGCCGUGGCCCACGCGCACCAUCACCUCCACCCGCACCUGGCCCACGCCCCCUACAUGAUGUUCCCCGCUCCCCCCUUCGGGCUCCCGCUCGCCACGCUGGCCGAAUCCGCCUCCGCCGCCUCCGUGGUGGCCGCCGCCGCCGCCGCCAAGACCACCAGCAAGAACUCCAGCAUCGCCGACCUCCGCCUGAAGGCCAAGAAACACGCCGCCGCCCUGGGGCUGUGACCGCGCUCCUCCGCUGUUGGUUUUGGGUUUUGGUUUUUUUUUUUUAGAUAAAAAAAAAAAGGGGAAAAUAAAAAAAAAAAAGACGAGGGAGAGGAGAAACUGUCGGGAGAUAUAUACUUAUUUAAAGAAUUAGAGGAACUAGACGCGCAGCUGGGAAGUUCACAGGUUUUGAAACUGACCUUUUUCUGCGAAGUUCACUUUAAUACAAGAAAUUUGAUAAGAGAGGCGGGCCUCCUUUCACGUUGCAUCAGAUACUUGAGUUUAACAACCACGUCUGGAAUAGCGACAAAAAGAAGAGAGAGAGACGACGAUG